This is a messenger RNA of Ornithodoros turicata, 4419 nucleotides long. RefSeq lists its product as uncharacterized. The coding region runs from base 1 to 4419 and encodes 1472 amino acids. NCBI's taxonomy places the organism in Eukaryota, Metazoa, Arthropoda, Arachnida, Ixodida, Argasidae. The record is from RefSeq and is a predicted model, not a curated record. Gene Ontology annotation, molecular function: zinc ion binding; nucleic acid binding. The transcript is spliced from 2 exons. Gene Ontology annotation, biological process: DNA integration.
AUGUCUCUUUUCAACUGGCCGAGAGCCACUCCCGAUGAACUGCACGCCUUGACAGCCGAUUAUUUGAAGACUGAGCUGGAUCGAAGAGGACUCGAGACGACGGGUUCCAAAGACGAAAUAGUGGAGCGUCUACAUCGAGCAAUCGAGUCUGAGCGGACACAUCAAGUAGACACCACCGACAUCCCACAAGUGUCGACGCUUCCCAAUACCGCUUCAUCGCAACCUUCAACAGAUACUACAGCACUUCUAGCGGCCUGCAUUCAGCAAAACGCCGAGCUCAUCCAAAUGCUGCAGGGCUCUGGACGUCAACAGCCCAUGCAAGUGGCAACACUACCAGACUUGUCCGCGUCCAUUCCUACGUUUGAAGACAGUAGGAACGCAUCCUCUAAGCGGUGGGUGGAGGAAUUAGAAAAAACUCAACAACUUGCAGCAUGGCAGGAUUCGACUGUACGUGCCAUCGCCAUCAGUAAACUACGCGGCACCGCAAAAAACUGGCACCUCGCAGCCGGACACAAAUUUCGCACGUGGGAAGCCUGGAAAGCCGCCUUCCAGACGCAGUUUAGCGACGCGAUGACGAUCGUGGAAUGGCAAACCAAAGUUGCAGAACGCAUACAGGGACCGCAAGAGACUCUUCAUCAGUAUAGCUUUUCUAAGCUAAGGGUUCUAGCACGCAGUCCUGUACCCCUGACGGAUCAACACAAGAUUGAGUACCUUCUGCAGGGUGUAAAAGACAUAGCGCUAGCGACGUCGAUAUCAGCGCAACGUCCAAAAGCCAUUGACGAGUUCAUCGAAAUUGCGACACAGUUGGACAACACACUUGCUCACAUAAAAACGCGGCCUACAACCUCCCAGCUUCAGACAGUGAGUCGUUCUCCGACGAGCGUGCUCCCCGCAGGUGGUGCAACUGGGCGACAAACAUUCCCACGCACUGAUGGACUACAACAACCGAGACAUGAUUUUAAACGCCGCAUCACAACACUGCCUGAGGAAGAGCAGGAAGUUCGCUACACAACCAUCACGGAAAAGUAUGGGGCGCCAGCUUUUCGCCGGGGACAAGAUAUCCGUGAUGCCACCUGCUACAAAUGCAAACAAAAAGGGCACUUAGCAGCACACUGCCCAAGCCAGACUACAGCAGCGCAGCGAGAGACUAAACCUCAGCUACCUGCUCUCCCAGCUUGCCACAGUCACCUAUUGGAGGGAUCGCAAGUAAUGUGCCCCAUGGUGUCAGCAGCAAUUGACGGAUAUGGGCCUCUUUACGCAUUCCCUGACAGCGGUUCUAAGAUGACCAUAAUCUCAGACAAAAUUGCUGAAAAACGAGAAGUCAUUCCAUGGAAAGGACCGGCUCUGUCGGUCGUGGGAGGAGGACAGGUCACUCCCGUGGGAACAACACAAAUCGCUGUUACCAUCGCCGGGAUUAAAGGAAUUGUAUGGGCAGCCAUCCUUUGCCGGAACGUUCUACCAUUCAUCCUUGGUGAGGAGUGGUUCCUUGCAGCUCAAGCUGAGCUCCACGUAAAACCGCCCUACCCCUCUGAAAUCCGCCAUCCCGCAUCCGGCACCACGGUAUACUGCGAAGAGCGCCUGGUCCCGCAGAUGCUUAAUGCCGUUAUCCUUCAGUCGCCUGGAUUGAGUGCGUUCAUCAACUCAUCAGUUCAGAGCAGUGGUCUACGAUCCAACCCUGUUUUCGCGGACGAGAAGAGCCACUGGACAGCGCUGGAAUGUCCAAAAGACAAGUCACAAUCACAGGCCAACUCACCAGCAGAGCCUCCUGCACAGCCUUUUCUUUCUGACAGCACACUGGGCCCCCAAUUAACAGAGCCCGAACGGUCACAGCUCAGACAAGUUAUUGACCAGCAUGCUAACGCUUUUGCCAGAAAUGAACAUGAUCUUGGAUAUUAUACAGCUACUCAGCAUGAAAUCCAACUUGUAGAGGGAGCACAACCUUACAGCCGACAGUCUUACCACUAUUCCCAAGACGACCGCCGUUACCUAGAAGCUGAAACUACUCGACUCCUGACCACGGGUAUCAUCGAAAGAUCAGCAAGUGCUUGGGCAUUUCCCGCUGUAGUAGUAACUCGUAACAACAAAAAGAGACUUUGUGUCAACUACAUUCCUCUAAACCGUCUCACAGUACCAGUUGCUCAACCCCUGCCAAGAGCCGAAGACCUCAUGCAGGACGUCAGCGGAUGUGCGUUGUUUGGCACACUAGACCUCAAAUGUGCCUACUGGCAGAUAGGCCUUAAGAAGGAGGAUCAGCACAAGACAUCGUUUAUGACUCACAACGGAACUUAUCAGUGGACACGUAUGCCGUUUGGCCUUCGUAACGCGCCAGCAACCUUUCAGAAGGCUAUGUCAAACAUCUUAGAGAACCUAGAACCCCGCCACCCAAAGUGCGGUGUUCGAGUGUAUCUGGAUGACAUCCUGUUUGCACAAAAUGUUCCAGAAUUCCUCCGGCUCCUUCGGGAAGUGCUGACGUUAAUACUGAGAAAUGGACUAAAAAUAUCGCCAACUAAAUGUUGCCUCGCUGUGACAUCUAUUAAAUUUCUUGGCUACAUAAUAUCUGGCACUGGGAAAUCUCCUGACCCUGCUAAAGUUGAAGUACUUCUGCGCACUCCUGCACCUACAACAACCAAGGCAGUUCUCUCUUGGAUUCAGACUGCUGGAUUUUAUAGAAGGUUCAUUCCGGGAUUUGCAAAAAUAGUCUACCCGUUGCAAUCCAUCGUCAGAUCUGGAGAAUACAAGUGGACUGAGGAAUGCGAACAGGCCUUCCAGACAAUUCGCAAGUCACUGACCAGUGCACCGGUCCUGGGACAUUUCGACCCCAAAUCGCCCACAACAGUAGCUACAGAUGCCUCCGGCAUUGCGCUAGGCGCUGUGCUUUCCCAACAGCAACAGGGGAAAGAAGUAGUUUUAGAGUACGCCAGCCGGUCAUUGACACAGCAUGAAAAACACUUACACAGCAACGUACUUGAAUGUUUGGCUGUACACUGGUCCGUAACCCUGAAGUUCCGGUCAUACCUACUGACAAUCAAAUUCUGCAUACUAACCGACAAUUGGACAGUUGCAUGCCUCACUUCAAGCAUGAAGCCGUCCAGACGAUUUACAUCCAUGCUUAUGGAUCUCACGGAAUUUGACUUUACAGUACAGCACCGUCCCGGCCGUAUGAACGCUGUAGCAGACCUCUUGUCUCGACUAUCCUGUGCCACUUUAACACCUACUACCUUGAGUCAAGCGCAACAAGCAGACCCCGAACUUAAGCAGAUCAUGUCAGAUCUUCAAUACUCAUCAGAGAGCGACAGCUUAUUCGUUGUAACUGAGGACAUCUUGUAUCGUCGAAUGAACUCUGGUUCACUCGCCAUUGUGCUUCCAAGGAGCAUGCGACAGGCUGCUUUGGAGUUAACCCAUGACGGAAACGGUCACAUGAAUCAUGAGCGCACGCUCGCAAAAGUAAAAGCUCGUUACUGGUGGCCACAAAUGCGAGCAACUGUGAAGGACUAUGUAACCGCUUGCCACACCUGCCAGUUUGGAACGCCAGACCACGUUCUCACAGACCAUGCCAAGUGUUUCGAAUCCAAGGACUUCACAAACUUCUUGAAGCACCACGGCAUCGUACUGCACCACUCAGUGGCAUACCGUGCAGCAAGCAACGGUAUGGUGGAACGCAGCAAUGCUACACUAGUCGCUGUAUUGAGGAAACUUUGCCAGCAACACCCUCACGAGUGGGAGAAACAUGUGCGAGAGGCAGCAUUUGCCAUUAACAUGUCAGUGAACGCCUCCAUGGGAUUUUCACCCUUUCAAUUGCUCCAUGGAUUUACCCCAAAGCUUCCGCAACAACGUGUACGACCCAGAGAUGAGAGUACCCUCGAGGAACGUCUCAGCCAACUAAGUGAGAACCGGCAUACAGCGCUCGCGACAUCUGAAGUAGCCAGUGACGCCCGCAAGGACCGUUACGACCGCACUCACCGCCCCAAGGAAGUCUCCGUUGGUGACAUCGUCUGGCUACAACGCCAGGAGCCAGUACUGGACAUGUGUACUAAGUUGGCCCCUCGAUUUAAAGGCCUGUACAGAGUAACUGAGAAGAAAACCCCUUCUACGUACAAAGUUACUCGGCUCAAUACCAAUUCACUUCGUCAUACGCCUGACGAACGUGUCGUGCAUAUAAGUCAGGUAAAACCAUACCGGCCGCCAUAUCAAGACCCUUUACUGUUUAGUCAACAUGACCCAUCAUCACACUAUCGCGGGAGCGAACCACUAGCUGAUACUGCCGCGGGCACGCCUACCCCUUCGUGUGAGACACUCGCACCACCGGAACAUGGAGCACUGGAGCACCAUACACCUCCCGAGAAUCCUGCGCCUGUGCAACCACGGCGAGUGAUUAAAAUUCCGCGCCGUUUUCAAGACUACGAACUGUCCAGUGACUGA